AGGGCGUGGAGACAGGAGUAAGGCGAAUCUUGCAACUACGAAAAACGCUUCCUUUUCUAAACAGUAACUGACAAGAAAGAAUCCAGCAGGUGUUUGGGAAGACAGAAGAUGCCGUUCUUUAUAAAAUCUUGCGCUGUCCAUGCUUUUUGUUGCAGUGCCGCCCGCAUCAUCUAUCCUUAAUCUCUAUGAUCAUGCAGUGCGAUAAUCGCACCUUGGUUCCUUAAAACAAAAAUUUCAGUCCUCGAGAUUCCAUAACAUAAAGCAUUGCUUCGAGUCGCGAUAGUUGAGACGUCUCAGGAGACUCUGUUUCCGUUUUCUUUUAGAUCUGGGUCUCAAAGAGACACCGCCGAGACUGUUUGGAAAAUUGGGGCAAGGUAUGACUGCAAGAAAGUUCAAGAUAAUAAUGUUGCUGUCUUCAUGAAUGAGAGCAAACUGACUGUUGAAACAUCACAAACAGUGAUUUCCGAAUGCGUUGGAGAGCGAUAUGUCUAAGAAUACAACGCCAACCGGAUUUAAAACAUCCCCGUUCUUCUCCUGGUCUCCACGACUCCGCUCAGAUGACAACGAGAAGAAGAGAUCACCUCGGCAUUCUCCAGGCUCGCCACAUAAUACUGGAAUAGCAACGCGUCAGAGCUCUCCUAGUUUACCCGAUGUCGCGUUUGCAGGCCGGCAACGGUCUCCCUGCUCUUCGAACGCCGGGCGUGUGGUUCGAAAUAAAUCUUAUACUACCAUUAGACCGUUACCUGGUCCGGCACAUUCUUCGCCAGACUUGACUGCUGCUGCACUUUCUUCGAAAAUAUCAUGCGAGUCCAUUUGCUCCGGGCAGGCCAGCUCAAGGGCGUCCUCCAUCAGCAGCCGCGCUCGUCGGUUGCUCAGACUGUCUGAUAGCGAACCGCGAGUGACGGAAAUCCUUGAGUCGGACGUCUAUCCAACACAGGAGCCUCGUCCCGGGUUUGUAUGGUUUGAGGAAGCACCACAUGAGUGGCGGCAAAUAAAAGAGCACAAGUUGCGGGCCGCAAGGUCUCGUAGACAUCGAUCUUCGGAGAUGUCUUCUGCCUCCGAUUCUACCGUGAGACGUGGAAGUACCGCUGAAGAUUCUUCAUCAGAAACUGACCAGUCAUCAAGAGGUCGGUUGCGUGCAAAGGAUGGCCGACCCGGUCCAUCUACUUUGUCGAAGAGGAGUUUUUACCAAAGAACAAAACGGAAAAUCCGCCAGCAGGUAGAACGCCUUCCGCCUUCCGAUGGAGAGACUGAUUUGGAUUAUGUCCAAGGAUAUCCUAUGAGCUCUGUGAAUAUGAAUACAUCGACAACGAGGUACAUUUUGGAAAAAGCUGCUAGCUUGCUGGGGGAGGAGCAAGGCCGAAGGCAGUCAGAAAGUUCAGGUGCGCCGUCUCCAUCGGGAAGCUCCAGAGAUUCUGCCUCAUAUCGUCGUCAUAUCCAUUCCGAUCAACGGUCACCGGCAUUAUCCCACACGAGCUCCAUUCUCAAGGUCAUCAUGGGCCACCCGCCUUCGAAUACGCCCAAUCCAGAAGCCCUCUAUGGUGGAAAGAAUUCGACAGACUAUUUCAAAGUGGAGAUCUCGGACCCGGAUGGGCCAACAUUCCUACCUUCGGAAGCUCGCAGGGUAAACACACCACCUCUUAGAGAGACUCGGCCGCGAAGUGGGGCGAAACGGCCUCGGGGGUUCUUCUUUGACUACAGCAAUCCUGGAGGGCAAUUGUUGGGUUCAGGCGAAGACCAGGAAGGUGUACCUGCCCCAUUUGUUGGAAAAAAUCUGCCGGACUCCGGACCUCCAGCGUCUCCCGACUGGUAUCGGACAUGUAUUGAAAUUGAAGACAGCAUCGAGGAGGAAAAGCAAUUUGACCUAAAUGUUCCGGAGCAUCUUCCGGGUAGUCCCCUGUGUCCAUUGAGUCCCCUUCACAAGUCUGGUGGUAAGGGAAUUUGUGUGUACCACGGGCGAAGGAAAACUAAUUCGUUUGAAUAGCCUAGGUUGCUUCGAUAUGAAAUUCUGAGGUCCUUUUUUUUUUUAAAUCAAGUAGGGCUUAUGU
This is a messenger RNA of Xylona heveae TC161, 2048 nucleotides long. RefSeq lists its product as hypothetical. The record is from RefSeq and is a predicted model, not a curated record. The transcript has a single exon. NCBI's taxonomy places the organism in Eukaryota, Fungi, Ascomycota, Xylonomycetes, Xylonales, Xylonaceae. Bases 485 to 1984 code for a protein of 499 amino acids.